CACCGCCGAGCCCAGCAGCCGGACCCGGGCAAAGGAGGCAAGGGAAGGGAGCGGAGAGAGCGAGAGAGCCGGCCAGCCAUGGAGAAUGGGCUGCAGGGACCCAGGUCCACCACCGAAAUCCGGAAGGAGAAAUCGCGAGACGCAGCGCGAUGCCGGCGCAGCAAGGAGACGGAAGUGUUCUACCAGCUGGCCCAUACCCUGCCCUUUGCCCGGGGGGUGAGCGCCCACUUGGACAAGGCCUCCAUCAUGCGGCUGACCAUCAGCUACUUAAGAAUGCAUAAGCUGCUGAAUUCUGGAGAAUGGCAAGACCAGGUCAAAGCGGAGGAGCAGGUGGAUUCUUACUACCUGAAGGCCUUGGAUGGCUUCCUGAUGGUCCUGACCGAGGAAGGGGACAUGAUCUACCUCUCUGAGAAUGUCAACAAGCACCUGGGUCUCAGCCAGCUGGAGCUGAUCGGCCACAGCGUCUUCGAUUUCAUCCACCCCUGUGAUCAGGAGGAGCUGCAGGACGUGCUGAGCCCCAGGCAGGGUUUCUCCAAGAAAGCGGAAGUGAAGACAGAGCGGAAUUUCUCCCUGCGCAUGAAGAGCACGCUCACCACCAGAGGGCGCACCGUCAACCUCAAGUCUGCCACCUGGAAGGUGCUGCACUGCUCCGGGCACAUGCGCUCCUAUGCGCCUUCCAAGCCAGCCGCAGGGAAGGAAGGGGAAGGGGGCUUUGCGGAGCCCCCGUUGCGAUGCCUGGUGCUCAUCUGUGAGGCCAUCCCGCACCCCGCCAACAUCGAGACCCCCCUGGACAGUGGCACCUUCCUCAGCCGCCACACCAUGGACAUGAAGUUCACCCACUGUGAUGACAGGAUUGUCGAGAUGGCCGGUUACACCUCCGAAAGUUUGCUUGGCUGCUCCCUCUACGAAUACAUCCACGCCUUGGAUUCGGAUUCCGUCAGCAAGAGCAUCAACACCCUGCUAAGCAAGGGACAAGCCGUGACGGGGCAGUACCGCUUCCUAGCCAGGAAUGGGGGCUACAUCUGGAUCCAGACCGAGGCCACCGUCAUCUCCAGCAGCAAAAACUCCCAGCCCGAGAGCAUCGUCUGCAUUCACUUCGUCUUGAGCCAGGUGGAAGAGAAUGGCCUGGUCCUGUCCCUGGAGCAAACGGACCGCCAAGGUGAGCAUCGCCGGCUGCCCCCGCCCUGCCUCGAAGGGCUCGACUCCGAUAGCGCCUUGGAGGAGAUGGAUCCCAACGGAGGAGACACCAUCAUCAACCUCAGCUUUGAGCUUCGGGGUCCCAAAAUCCUGGCCUUCCUGCGCCCGGCCAACAUCAGCGAGGAGGAAUUGCAGUUGGAUCCCAAACGCUUCUGCAGUCCGGAUCUCCAGAAAUUGCUGGGGCCCAUCUUCGACCCGCCUGGGACCCAGAACUCCGCAGCGGGCACCGGGCGGGCAAAACCGCCCCUCCCGGUUUCCAAGACGGCGCCGGUGGUUAAGAAGGUGGCGGGAAAUCACAGUCUAACGGAGCUGCCCGAGGAGUUGAUCUUCGACAUGGAGAACGUCCAGAAGCUCUUUGCCUCCAACAAGGAAGAGCAGAGCAUGGAGACAGCGCUGCAGGAUUACGAAGGCCUCGACUUAGAGAUGCUGGCUCCUUAUAUCUCGAUGGACGAUGAUUUUCAGCUCAGCAGCACCGACCAUCCGCCGUGGCUGACCGAGAAACGGGGAGAUCCGGGGGCAGGCCCCCGGCCCACCUCACCCCCUCCGAGGCCUCGCUCGCGCAGUUUCCAUGGCGUGUCCCCGCGCCCGCCGGAAGCGGCUCCUCUUCCCCGCUGGGGCAGCGACAGCAGUUUGAGCCAAGGACGCCCCGUUGAGACCCCUCUGGCCAACUUGCCCUGCGGAGAAGGCCAGAUGGUGGAGAUGGUGGCAUCGGUCAAGAUCCAGUCUGUGCAGGACGGGACCGGCCUGAAUGGCCAGAGGCCUCCCAUGGGCGGGAGGAAGAGGACUCGGGAGAUUAGCCUGGAUGACGAGAGGGAUCUCUUCCUAGAGACCAGCCCCGCCAAGCGGGCCCAUAACCACGAGGCUGAGAGCUUCCUGAUGCCCUCGCUCAGCCUGGGCUUUCUGCUCAGCGUGGAAGAGUGUCUGGAUGCCCGGUCCGAGCGGGGCUGCGGGGGCACCGUGGCCCUGGGCAAGAAGCUGCUGGCCCUGGAGGAACCCAUGGGCCUCUUAGGAGACAUGCUGCCCUUCGUGGUGGACGGCCCAGCGCUCUCCCAGCUGGCCCUGUACGAUGGCGAGGAGGAGGUCUCCAGGCGUGGUGGCGAGCACUUCCAGCUGGGGGAGGAACUCCUGGUGGAGCUGGACCAGGCCACCUGAAGUGGCAACCUUGACCGCCCCCCCACCGCACCUCCAUCCCACACUCCUGCUCUGCAGAUGGGACACCCGGAACCAAAUCCAACCAAAUGCCCCCUCGGGGAGGGGUUCCUCCCGGCCCCUUCCCCCCGCCCGUCCACCCUCCACUGGCGUUCUUAGGACUCUUCCUACCUCAGUCCCGUCCCCUUCCCCAGGCAGCCUCUCCCCUCCGGAGACGGUUGGGAGGGGGGGGUCUCUGCCACCCCAUUUGGUGCUUAUCCGCCUGAAUGUUCUUGAACCAAGAGGAAGGGGGCCAGGAGUGGGACCGAUUCACGGAGGGGGGGGGGUCUGCUCUCUCCAUCUCCCCCAAAGGAAGAGAAAGCACCACAGAGGGAUUCCCUCCCGGGCGAGAAAGACGGGUGCGGCUCCCCCUUGGGAGACUCAGAACCCAUUGGGGCUCUACCUUCUCCUCUGUCCUCGGCUCGCUAGGACAGAUCCUUCAGGAGGCGCCCAGGCGGUAAGAUCAGCCAUUCCUGGGGCGAAGGGCUUCACCCCUUUGAGGGAGGUGAGAAGUGGGAGGGGACCCGCUCUGAGAACAGGGCGAACAUCCGCGUUAGCCUCUCCGGGGGGAGGACACCUCGCCACGACUUCCCCAGAACACUUACGGUGCUCCCAUUGACCUUAACCCAAGGUCUCACCUUUGGUAAAGGAAUUAGGAACCAGAGAAGUCCUGCGAGCUUCUGCUCCUGCGAGGACAUUUUGGCCAGGUGAGAACACCUGUCCUGGACUCUAGAGAGUGAUCUUUCCCCCCCCCACCCCUAAGAUGGCCCACUGAUGGAAUAAUCAGCCCCCCCCAGAACAGAAACGCUGGUGCUUCGGCCCCCAUCUGGGCCUACUUAAAAGACCUCUCUCUGUUUACAAAAUGCGCUCCGUCCUGCCCGCCUUCGGUGCGGAGGAUAUCGGAUGCCCUGUAGAAAACAAGGCAAGAUAGAAAGGAAAUUCUCUGGGGAAAAAAUCCCCCACACCUAUUUUUUUUUUUUUUAAAAGCAUGCCGUCUCCCCCGAUCAAGCAGUUGACUGGUGUGUUUUGAAUGCAGGUCGUUGAUCCCUUUCACGGCAAGCCAAGUCACAUCUGGAAAACAGCUGGAUUGGGGGAAAACUGGCUAGCUUGGAAAUUUUGACCCCCAGGAAGAAAAAAAAA
Thamnophis elegans (Western terrestrial garter snake) is the source of this 3525-nucleotide messenger RNA. RefSeq names its product hypoxia inducible factor 3 subunit alpha (gene HIF3A). The record is from RefSeq and is a predicted model, not a curated record. Lineage: Eukaryota; Metazoa; Chordata; Lepidosauria; Squamata; Natricidae. Gene Ontology annotation, molecular function: protein dimerization activity; RNA polymerase II transcription regulatory region sequence-specific DNA binding; DNA-binding transcription factor activity, RNA polymerase II-specific. The transcript has 15 exons. Gene Ontology annotation, biological process: regulation of transcription by RNA polymerase II; cellular response to hypoxia. Bases 79 to 2349 code for a protein of 756 amino acids.